AUGUUAGAUCACAUGCUUAAGUGUCCUAAUAGGCCAAGAGAUGCACAAAAUGAGGGCGAUACCGGGGGUGGUUAUUUUGAUCAAGAUGUUUCACGUAAAAAACUUGCACAUGCCAUUAUUUUACAUGAGUAUCCACUCUCUAUAGUUGAUCAUGUGGGAUUUAGCAACUUUGUUGCGAGUCUUCAACCUAUGUUUAAGAUGGUUUCCAGAAAUACAAUCAAGAAUGACAUAAUAAAAAUCUUUGACAAUUUGAAAUCGCAAACUUCUAUGUUGUUGGAGAAAGUGACGAGUAGAAUUGCAAUAACAACCGAUAUGUGUACUUCCAAUAGUAACAAAAAAGGGUUCAUGGCUAUUACUGGUCAUUUCAUUGAUGAUUCAUGGAGGCUUCAAAGUCAUAUUUUGAGAUUUGCUUAUGUCCCUGCUCCACAUGAUAAAGAUGCUUUGUGUGGUGCUUUGAUUAAUUGUUUGUUUGAUUGGAAUCUUGAACGAAAAAUAUUGACUAUCACAGUUGAUAAUUGUAGCACAAAUAAUGCUAUGAUUAAAACUUUACUGGAUGAGAAACUUAAUAAAAAAGAUUUGUUGUUGAGUGGUCGAGUAUUUCAUGUGCUUUGUGCUGCACAUAUUUUAAACUUGAUUGUGCAAGAAGGGUUAAAAGUGAUAGGAGAUAGUAUUAGCAAAGUGCGUAAUAGUGUCUUGUAUUGGAUUGGAUCAGCUGGCAGAAUUGAGAGGUUUGAAGAAGCCGCAUGUUUGCUUCACUGUUCUUGUAAUAAGAAGUUGGAGUAUGAUUGUCCUACUCGGUGGAACUCAACAUAUUUAAUGUUGAGAACAACUAUAGAAUACAAAGAGGUGUUUAACAAGUUGAGUCUAACUGACACAAAUUAUAAGUCGUAUCCAACUGAAGAGCAAUGGAGUAAUGCAGAAGAUGUUUCUGAUAAGCUCAAACUUUUUUAUCAUAUCACUGAACAGUUUUCAGGAACUCAAUAUCCAACUUCUAGUCAAUACUUUACAAAAGUUUGUGAAAUUAAGCUAGAAUUAGAAGCUUGGGUGAAAGAGCUUAAUCCUUUGAUUAGCGAUAUGGCAUCUGUGAUGUUGUUGAAAUUUAAAAAAUAUUGGGAUGAUGUGCAUAUUUUGAUGGGAGUAGCUGCAAUCUUUGAUCCACGGUACAAGAUGAGAUUUGUAGCUUCAACUGGAGCUACCGUGGAGAAAAGAUCAGAGUUGGAUAUGUACUUAGAAGAAGACCUACUACCUCGAACCCCUUCAUUUGACAAUUUGAGUUGGUGGAAGACAAAUGGAUUGAAAUUUCCUACGUUGCAAAAAAUGGCUCGUGAUCUCUUAGCCAUUCCCGUGUCUACUGUUGCUUCAGAAUCAGCAUUUAGCACUAGUGGGAGUUUUGAGACCAAGGCUGACUUAUUAUUGCUCAGCACGGUUGACUUUGAUAUUAUUUUGGGCAUGGACUGGUUGUCGUCCCAUUAUGCUAUUCUUGAUUGUCACGCCAAAACCGUGACGCUGGCCAUGCCAGGUGUACCACGUAUUGAGUGGAAGGGUGCCUUAGGUCACACUCCUAGUAGAGUUAUUUCUUUCCUUAAGGCUCAGCGUAUGGUUGAGAAAGGUUGUUAUGCGUACUUAGCUUAUGUGAAAGAUGCCAGUAUAGAUACUCCUUCUGUUGAUUCAGUCCCAGUAGUACGGGAUUUUCCCGAUGUGUUUCCAGCUGAUCUUCCGGGCAUGCCACCCGACAGGGACAUUAAUUUUGGCAUUGAUCUGUUGCCGGGAACUCAUCCCAUCUCUAUCCCUCCGUACCGUAUGCCUCCUCCUAAGUUGAAGGAGUUGAAGGAGCAAUUGCAGGAAUUACUUGAUAAGGGUUUUAUUCGGCCCAGUGUAUCGCCUUGGGGUGCUCCUGUGUUAUUUGUGAAGAAGAAGGAUGCUUCUAUGCGCAUGUGUAUUGAUUACCGCCAGUUGAACAAGGUUACAGUGAAGAACCGUUAUCCUUUGCCUCGUAUUGAUGAUCUGUUUGACCAGCUUCAGGGCACACGGGUGUUUUCUAUGAUUGAUUUGCGCUCAGGUUACCAUCAGUUAAAGAUUCGGGAGCCAGAUAUCCCGAAGACUGCCUUCAGGACUCGGUAUGGUCAUUACGAGUUCCUUGUUAUGUCUUUUGGGCUGACCAAUGCCCCAGCAGCCUUCAUGCACCUGAUGCAUAGUGUAUUCUGGCCAUAUCUUGACUCUUUUGUCAUUGUCUUUAUUGAUGAUAUUCUGGUAUAUUCCCGGAGUCGGGAAGAUCACGAGGAGCACCUGAGGACAGUGCUUCAGACUCUGAGGGAAAAGAGAUUAUAUGCAAAGUUUUCAAAAUGUGAGUUUUGGUUGGAUUCUGUGGCAUUCUUGGGUCACGUGGUAUCGAGUGAGGGGAUUCGGGUUGAUCCUAAGAAGGUAGAGGCAGUGCAAAGUUGGUCCAGACCAUCCUCAGCUACAGAGAUUCGUAGUUUCCUUGGCUUGGCGGGCUACUACCGUCGUUUUGUGGAGGGGUUUUCAUCGAUUGCAUCCCCUAUGACUAGAUUGACCCAGAAGGGUGCUCCAUUUCAGUGGACAGAGGAGUGUGAGGCGAGCUUUCAGAAGCUCAAGACAGCCCUGACUACAGCCCCAAUUUUGAUAUUACCUACCGGUUCGGGGUCCUAUACUGUCUAUUGUGAUGCCUCGAGAGUUGGCCUUGGAGCGGUAUUGAUGCAGGACGGUAGGGUGAUUGCCUACGCGUCCAGAAAGUUGAAGAUACACGAGAAGAAUUAUCCUGUCCAUGAUCUUGAGUUAGUUGCCAUUGUUCAUGCCUUGAAGAUCUGGCAUCAUUACUUGUACGGUGUGCCUUGUGAGAUAUAUACUGAUCACCGGAGUUUGAAACAUCUGUUCAAGCGGAAGGAUCUUAAUUUGCAUCAGAGGAGGUGGCUAGAGUUGCUAAAGGAUUAUGACAUCACUAUCUUGUAUCACCCGGGCAAGGCCAAUGUGGUGGCCGAUGCU
Molecule: messenger RNA, 3000 nt
Organism: Nicotiana attenuata
Lineage: Eukaryota; Viridiplantae; Streptophyta; Magnoliopsida; Solanales; Solanaceae
Exons: 3
Molecular function (GO): DNA binding; protein dimerization activity
Source: RefSeq, a predicted model, not a curated record